UUGGAGAGAGGUCCUAAUGAGGAGGCUUCCUCCCAGCUUACUUCUAUGGCUGAACUGCGACGAGACAUCGAGGAGGCUUACAUGCUAGUGGAACACGGUCAAUUACCUGGUGCUGUUGAACUUCUAGGGAGGGCCAUUGAGAAAUGUCCUUGGGAUCCCAGCUUACACGAGACAAGAGCAGAGUGCUACAUACAAAUGGGGGAGUAUUACAAAGCGAUAAGUGACAUACGCCCCACAACGUCCUUACGGAGCGACAACAGACCAGCGUUUUAUAAGAUGAGUGAUCUCUACUACAAGCUGGGGGAGGCAGAAGAAUCUCUGAUUCAAAUCAGAGAGUGUUUGAAGCUGGACCCAGAUGACAAGCAGUGCCAACCACACUAUAAAAAGGUCAAGAAACUCGUCAAACAACUGAACGCAGCUCAGGAGGCGAAGGUCGCUGGCCAGUAUGAUGAGUGUCUGAACAAAGCAAAGCAGUUCAUGAAGACGGAACCCAACGUAGAGUUCUACCAGCUCAAGGGACAAUCAUAUCUCUGUCAUUGUUAUGGAAAGGGAGGCAACCUUCAGGACGCUUUGAUGCAUUGUAACAGAUUACUGAGCAGAGAACCAGAAAAUGUAGAAGCCUUGAUAGACAGAGCGGAGGUGUAUUUAGCCAGUGAAAAAUGGGACGAAGCAAUUAAUGAUUUCCAAAAAGCAACCAAUACAGACGAACAUAACCGCAGGGCUCAGGAUGGAUUGAACCGUGCACAGAAACUGUUAAAACAAUCAAAGAAGAGAGACUAUUACAAAAUUUUAGGAGUUAAAAGAACUGCAAGGAAAAAAGAAAUAUUAAAAGCCUACAGAAAACUGGCAGCUAAAUGGCACCCUGAUAAAUAUGAAGGGGACAAUAAACCCAUGGCCGAGAAGAAAUUUAUAGAUAUCGCUGCUGCCAAAGAAGUUCUUACAGAUAAAGAAAAGAGACAGAAAUUUGAUAACGGUGAGGAUCCCUUAGACCCCGAGCAGCAACAACAGGGAGGAGGGGGUCCAUUCUGGCACGAGGGCUUUAACCCAUUCGGAGGGGGCGGAUUUAAAUUCAAAUUCAACUUUAAUUAACGAGGUGCCUCAUUUUAGGAAAACUAGACAACUUACUAAAAGAAUACAUUGUAUUUAUUUGAUAUCAAGUUACAUGUGUGUACAUGUGUUAAUGUGCGUGUGAGGGUGCUAUCAUUUUUGUAGAGGAUAAUGUUGGAUCUCAUGUAUGGCAAGUAAGUCAGUUUCAGCACCUGCCUUUACACCAUGAAUGAAUUUGUUAUCUUCAAGGGAAAAUAUUGUAUCAUGUAAGAAAAAAUAUUAUCUGUGAUCUUAAUGUGAAUGUUGUGUGGUGCAUGUUGCUGAUUGGGUUUAUGUGUUUUGAAGUUGGAAAAUGUCUGGUGUAUAAAUGCCUGUGUAUGAUAAAGGAAAUGUGUGAUUUGAUAUGUUGGCUGUAGGUUAGAAUAUCUUUUUCAUACAAAGACAGCAAGUGUGAAAGUGUAAAAUAAUAAAUUGCUUUAGUUAUUGAACUCUGCAAAGCAAAUUUAAAGAUUUAAUGCAAGUUUAAACCCAAAAAAUGACAUGUUUUUGAAUACAUGUACAUGUACUUUCUAUUCAAUGGAGAAAUUUCUGUAAUAUUUAUAUGGGUCUGAGUUAUAGUGCUAAAUCAUUUUAGAAGAAAAUCUCAAUCAAAC
Molecule: messenger RNA, 1700 nt
Organism: Saccostrea cuccullata (small rock oyster)
Lineage: Eukaryota; Metazoa; Mollusca; Bivalvia; Ostreida; Ostreidae
Product: dnaJ homolog subfamily C member 3-like
Exons: 7
Biological process (GO): protein folding in endoplasmic reticulum
Cellular component (GO): endoplasmic reticulum
Molecular function (GO): misfolded protein binding; protein-folding chaperone binding
Source: RefSeq, a predicted model, not a curated record